Molecule: messenger RNA, 1320 nt
Organism: Oppia nitens
Lineage: Eukaryota; Metazoa; Arthropoda; Arachnida; Sarcoptiformes; Oppiidae
Product: CLIP domain-containing serine protease B4-like
Exons: 5
Coding region: 1-1278 (425 amino acids)
Biological process (GO): proteolysis
Molecular function (GO): serine-type endopeptidase activity
Source: RefSeq, a predicted model, not a curated record
AUGCAUACAACUAUCGAUAAAAUAAGUCAACUGGCCUAUCAAUUGCAUCAGCUUAAAUUGAUCAUGCAACAAUUAAAUAUAAAGGGAUUGAUAACAUUGGUGGCACUGGUUUAUAUUGGAUCACUAAACUACCGGGCCUUUACAUACGGUAUUGAUGAACUGGAUAAUCGUUUUAUCAAAGACAGUGGUUAUUUAGGUGUCGCCGAAACACGUAAACAGUAUCGACGGGCGUUUGAUAUCAUAAAUCGUUUGAAACAAUCGUCAAACGAUAUGUACAUCAGUCCGGUAGACAAUAGGCGGACACUGGUAUCGCAUAUGGCUUUCAUCUUUAUCAGUGUUUGCAAUGUUGUUAAUGUUGUUGUGUUUGGCCUACAAAUCGGUGAUUAUCCGGACAUUACUAAUACUACUGACUGUGGUAUCGGUCGUGAGUCGCAACUGAUGACCGACCGGUGCUUUGAAUGGCACAGUAGUCGUGAUUUAAUGGACACUUCCUCCUCCUUGUCCUCAAUAGUCAACGGAAGGGACGCAAAGAGGGCUGAACUGCCAUAUAUUGUAUACAUCGAGGAGUGGAGAGACAACAAACUCAGUUCCAGGUGUACGGGUUCGGUACUCAACCGUAAUUGGAUUGUAACGGCCGGUCAUUGUAUGAUAGAUUGUUUGCCAGACGCUUGCAAUUGGAAAGUAUAUCCGGGAAUUGUGGACAUCAAUGAUAAAGGAGACGACUAUGGAGUCAAACGAUUUAUAAUACAUGAAAACUAUACGAAUCGGGUUAGCGAUGACAACGAUAUUGCAUUAAUACAAGUCAUGAAAUCAAUGAAUUUUACGGCAAAAAGUGGUCAAUACUAUCGGCAAAUAAAUUCUAUUUGUUUGCCGCAAAAUGGUCUCAACAACACCGGCGGCGGCGGCUAUAAGUAUGCAUUGAUUGCCGGCUUUGGUUUAAUGGCUAAAGAAGAUAAGUAUUACUUAAUCGAUGAUCACAUUCAACCUAAUCGGCUACAAAUGGGUUGGACUCGGGUAUUGCCGGUCAAACCGAAUGAUAAUCCCAAUCACUUGACGGUCAAUGUCUUUCCAUUUCCCGGCGGUUCUCAUACUUGCAAUGGCGAUUCUGGUGGUCCACUCAUACAGUAUAUCAACGGUAGGGCUGUUUUAAUAGGUGUGGCGUCCAGUACUAGGCUAUAUAAAGCUACUUAUAAGUGUGUAUUAGAGGAACAGGUGAAUAUGACAUUCAUCAAAGUGUUAACAAAAAUUAAUUGGAUUAAACAACAAAUUAAUGGAUAGUUUCAGAGAGAAAGAGAGAGAUUUAAUACAUUAUUAAAAUAC